Didymosphaeria variabile is the source of this 3345-nucleotide messenger RNA. RefSeq lists its product as uncharacterized. The transcript has 6 exons. The record is from RefSeq and is a predicted model, not a curated record. Lineage: Eukaryota; Fungi; Ascomycota; Dothideomycetes; Pleosporales; Didymosphaeriaceae. The coding region runs from base 1 to 3345 and encodes 1114 amino acids.
AUGGCGACCACGGCCACCGACCCCAAGUUGGCGCCGCUCGCUGACGAGCUCAAAGAGUUUGCUCUUACGCUCGACCGAGGUGCAUUCCCCAAGGGCUUCUUCUGCGCGCUUUGCGACCAGCUCGCUUUCGAUUCAUACAAGCUUCUGUGCUGUAACAAGGUCAUUUGCUCGUCCUGCCAGUCGAAGCUCGAAUUCCCUACAACAUGCCCAUCGUGCGAUCAUUCGCCAGUAGAAGCGGACUCAUGCCCCCCGAACAAGGCGCUGCGUAACACCAUGCGAGUCUGGUUGCAAAAGCAAAAGAAGAAAGAAGAACUCAAGGCAGCAUCGGAAGUACCGCCGACACCUGCUGUCGAACCGACGCCCGCACCGUCUGAGGCGCAACUCCCGAACGAUUCUUCAGACAAGCCGGUCGAAAGUAUUGAGGAAGCACCGCGGACAGAACAUGGUGGUGUAGAUCAGAGCGCGGCCGACAGUGUGAUUGAAGACAGGCCUGCUUCUGCUGCACCACAGCGCGAAGAGGGGUUCACGACCGGCCCGGAUGAGCAACAGCAAGAAGAUGUCCAGGACGGCAAGGCCGCGGAAGAUGAUAAUCAGAGUGCUGAGCCUGCACAAGACGAGGACAACGGCCAAAUCCCGAGCGGACCCAACGGCCAAGUGUUUCCGAGCAACGCCAUGAUGAACGCCAACGGAAUGCCUAAUCAGUUCGGCUUUGGCUUCAACGGUCAAGGAAACUUCGGCAUGGGGAUGAAUAACAUGCCCAACAUGAUGAACCCCGGUUGGAACAACAUGGGCUAUGGCAUGAACAAUAUGAACGGCAUGAACGGCAUGUUCGGCUUCGGUGGAAACAUGGGCAUGGGGAUGAACGACAUGUCCAUGAACUAUGGUGGCAGUUUUGGGAACGGAUGGAAUGGCAUGGGCGGCGGCGGCUAUGGGUUCAAUGGCUACAACCAAAUGGGUGGUGGAUAUAAUCAAUCUGGAGCCUAUCCCGAGAUGAUGAACCAAUACCCCAAGAAUCAUAUGUCAAACCAAAAUCGUUUCCAAGGCAAUGGCCCAGGAAACAUUUCCCAGCAGCAAAACAGGAACGGAAGUUUCGGAGGUGGAUAUGGUCCAGGUACCGGCAGGCAGCAGAACAGCCGCCCAGGGAGUCGGACCGGUCCCAACAACGUACGUCGAUUUUCACGCUCGAGUUUGCCGAAGCUACCGAAGGCAUCUCAUCCUUUUCAUCUUUCCCCCAAGAACACGACAACUGACAAUCCCGGUUUCGAACAGCCCGAAGGCGAGUCCCGCGCAGGAACUGUCGAAACUACCACCGAGGAUCAAGGUAAAGAUGAGCAGGCUUCUGCAUCCGCUGAAACUGCCCAAGAAGGUAAGGCGGAAACGACCGCUGCCGAAGGAGAUGGCAAAGAACAAGCAGCCGAAGGUGCGGCUACCGAGGACGUGCCAGAGGCAGCAGAAGAUGCGAAUACAGCAGGACCUGGAGCAGAUCAAUCUUCUGCGCUUAAUCAAAUUCAGACUGUUGAUUCUGUGGAGAUGGAAGACCAAGAAUUUGGCUCCAACAUGAUGGGUGGUAACAUGCAGUUUGCUCCUCAAAUGAUGAAUUCGUUCAACGCGAAUCAAAUGAACGGAGCGUACAAUCACGGCAUGGGCAACAUGGGUUACCAUAACAACAACUUUGGUUCUCGUGGCGGCUUCAAUAAUGCCUAUGGUGCAGCAACCGUUCUCACAGGCGAGCCCCGUGGAGUCGGCGUGGCAGGCGCUCCCACAGGACCUCGAGCGAUGCGUGAGGGUCGCCCUAAUACCGGAUUCUCAAGUCGAGCAAACAACGUUCGUUACAACCCGCCUCCUGUUGCAACUCCUGCCGCCGAGGCUCCGGCUGGAAGUCACAGCCCACCGCGACGAGUUCGAUCCCGAUCACCUGUACGAGACGAAAGCCUCCGUACUAGAGACAGGUCACGGUCUCGCUCGCGUGCAGAAUCUGAACUGAAAGCUGCAGUCCAAGACGAGCAACGUGAUCGAUCCCUUUCAGCAGAACCCGAGCGGCGGGACGACCGUGCGCGAUCUCGAACACCACAGGCAGAAGACGAUGAUGACUACGAGCGUCGAAAAGAGAAACGUCGGCAUCGGUCCUCACGUUAUGACGACCACGACGAGCGAGAUGAACGUGACAACUACGAUGAUCGCGGCCGCGAUGACCGCGAAUCACGGGGCUCGCGGGGCGAUCGAACACGCAGUGCCUCUGCCGAUUCCAAGUAUCGUAGCCGUCGUGACAAAGAUAAGUCUCGCUCUUCUCGAUCGCACCGAGAUCGAAGUCGGGAGCAUAGGCGCCGUCAUCGCUCACGUUCUCGCUCAGUCACUGUGGGAGAUACCGAAAAUCAUGCCAACGACGAUUCGAGCUCCCGCCGCAAGGAUCGAAGUGAUAGAGACAAGGAUCGCGACAAAUAUCGUGAUCGGUCACGGUCACGAGACCGUGACCGCAAGGAUAGGAAGGACCGGGACUAUGAGCGCGACUACGAUGACGAGAAGUACCGGUCUCGCGACAAGGACAAGGACAAGGAGAGACGCCGUCGCCGUGACCGUGAAGCCGAAGAAGACGAACGCGACUACGAUGACGACAAACACCGUUCCUCACGUCGAAGCCGCAAAGACCGCGACCGCGACCGCGACCGCGCUCGUGAUCGUGAUCGCGAUUACGAGAAGGAAUCAUCCACCCGUGCAGUCUCCCCGCCAGUGAAUGCGCCCACCGGUCCUUCAGCGGACAACUUCUCCAUACGCGGAGCAAGUAGGCCAAAGACUACGAUCUCCAUGGGUCCUCCGCAACCGCCCACCGGCCCCCGUGCCUUGAUGCCGCCUAAGGGUCCGGCAGCAGAUCGGGACCGGGACCGCCGGCACAGCAGGAAAGGCAGCAUGAGCUCGUCCCUCCCUUCGACCUCCACGGAAUCAGCGCCGCAGGACCAUUACGCCGCGGAGCGCGAAAAGAACGCCCGCGCUCGCGACAUGCUCGAGCGUAAUGCGCCCUCCGACCGCCCCGAGUCUCGCUCGCUUCACUCCCGGAUCUCGUCUUCCCACCAAUCCUCCUCUCGGCCAGCAUUAUCUUCGAAGCGCUCACGCGACGAUUAUGACGACGAUGAGAGGGAGAUCAGGGGCAGUGUGCCCACAGGCCCGGCGAGUCAUAGUAGUAAGAAGAAGAAGAGCGGGGAUACGGGGGGUGCAGAUCUGGCGAGUGUGCUGGCGAAGGGGCUGAGGAAGAAGGCUGGGGCGCCGAGGAGGGGCGGCGUGAAAAAUGAGGGGGAUGUGGAGAGGGAGUUGGAGAGGGUGGAGAGAGAAAGGGAUGGGAGGAGGUGGUAA